Messenger RNA from Thyridium curvatum, 4317 nucleotides. RefSeq lists its product as uncharacterized. The record is from RefSeq and is a predicted model, not a curated record. Gene Ontology annotation, biological process: double-strand break repair via homologous recombination. NCBI's taxonomy places the organism in Eukaryota, Fungi, Ascomycota, Sordariomycetes, Thyridiales, Thyridiaceae. Gene Ontology annotation, cellular component: Smc5-Smc6 complex. The transcript has 3 exons. Gene Ontology annotation, molecular function: ATP hydrolysis activity; ATP binding. Bases 1 to 4317 code for a protein of 1438 amino acids.
AUGCCUGGCGCCUCGCGUCGCCGGCCCAGGUCCACCGUCGAGGACGAUGACGACGCCGACCAUGUCCGCUUUGGCAGCGCAGACUCACCGACUCUCCACGACGGUGCCAAGAGGAUGCGAUUAAGAGGCGGAGGAUCGGACUCGGACUCGGACUCGGACGACGAUGACGAAGUUUACCACUCCUUUCACGACGGAGACCGCCGCUCGAGCCGCGCCGCAACGACCAACGGCGCCCCCGACGAAGGGUACCAGCCCGGUGCUAUCGUGAGAGUCUGUGUCGAGAACUUUGUCACGUAUGAGAAGGCCGAGUUCAUCCCCGGCCCGAACCUCAACAUGGUCAUCGGACCCAACGGCACGGGCAAGAGCUCGCUGGUGUGCGCCAUAUGUCUGGGCCUCGGCUAUCACUCAAAUGUGCUCGGUCGGGCAAGUUCCUUUGGCGAGUUCGUCAAGCACGGGAAAGACUCCGCGACGGUGGAGAUUGAGCUUCAGAAGCGGCCGAAGGAUAAGCAGAAUCUCAAGGUCAAGCUGCGCAUCAACCGCGAAGACAACAGCCGAAAGUUCUGGGUCAACGGCAAGGAAUGCACUCACAAGAACGUCCAGCAAGAGAUGCGCAACCUUCGCAUCCAGAUCGACAACCUCUGCCAGUUUCUGCCGCAGGACAAAGUCGCAGAGUUCGCCGGACUGAAUUCCAUCGACCUCCUCACCAAGACUCUACAGGCCGCAGCCCCUGAGGAGAUGAUUCAGUGGCAGAAUGAACUGAAGAGGAUCUAUGCCGACCAGAAAGAAGUCCAGCGUCGGAUUGAAACCGAUGCCGAGCAGCUACAAAACAUGGAGGGCCGGCAGCAAGGCCUCCAGGCCGACGUGGAUCGUCUCAGAGAGCGAGAGGACAUUCAGAAAAAUGUCCAAGACCUCGAGCAUGCUCGGUGCAUGGUCGUCUACAGUGAAGCCCGCUCCCAGCAUACUCAGGCUAGGGAGCGCAAGAAGGAAGCCGCCGCCAAGCUUCGACAGCUUCAGGAAGAUUGUGGGCCUUCCUUGGAAGCUGUGAACAGGAAGCAGGAGUACCAGAAGAUGCUUGAGGGCGCCCUCAGAGAACGCAAAAGCGUUCUGAAAGACGCAGAGGAAUCUGCCGACCGAAUCGUUCAGGAGGUCGGCACUCUCGACGACAAGCUGAAGGAGUUGGAUGCCAAACGCGACGUCGAGAGAGCCAACAUCCAAGCCAAGAGGAAGGAGGUCCAGAACCUGAGGCAAAAGAUCAAUGGCCUCGAGGCAAGAUUGAGAGGCGACCAGAAGCAAUUCAAUGCUAGUGAAUGGAACACCAAGAUCCGGGAGAAGGAGCACUUGAAGCGUGAGAUCGAGACCGAAAGGCGAGAGGUUAAGAACCAGCACGAACAGCUCAAGGUCCUUGGGAACGAGAACAGGGCGGAGAGGCAACGGUUGCAAAAGAACAUUGAGGAUCUCGAGUCCAUCCAGGGUCGACAAGUGAGCCUGUUGCGGAAGAUCAAUCCCGAUGUUGCGGAGGCCUGGCACUGGCUUCAAGAACAUCAAGCUGAAUUCGACUGCGAGGUCUUCGGCCCUCCUAUGAUCACCUGCUCUGUCCGGGACAACCGGUACAGCAACCUCAUCCAGUCCAUGCUUCAGGGCGAUGAUUUCCUGUGCUUUACUGCCCAGUCAAAGAAAGAUCAUCGAAAGCUGAGCGACCAGUUCUACGGCACUAUGAAGUUAUCGGUCACGAUCCGGACGUGCAUGUCGCCGCUCUCUAGUUUCCGGCCACCGAUGUCCGCGCCCGAUGCAUCCAGUCUAGGCUUGAGUGGCUUUGCCAUAGAGUAUAUCGAAGGUCCAGAACCAGUCUUGGCUAUGCUCUGUGCUGAAAGACGUCUGCAUACCGCUGGUGUAUCUCUCCGAGACAUCACCAAUCAACAAUAUGACAGACUCGUCACCGUUGACAGCAUCCAGAUGUGGGCAGCAGGGAAGCAAAUGUACCAAGUCAGGCGCCGAAAGGAGUACGGUGCGGACGCCGUAUCGACAACCACCCGAAAUGUCAGUCAGGGCAGGUUCUGGACUGAUCAGCCCAUAGACACGGCAGAGAAGGACGGGCUGCUGCGUCAGAUCGAAGAGCUCACGCAGAAGUUUUCCGAACUGAAAGACAAGUCGAAUGCCUUCAAAGACCAAGGCGCGCAGCUGGACGCGAAGGAACGGGACAUACAAAAGGAGGUCGAUGAGCUGCGGAACACGAAGAACCAGUUGCAGACAGAGUACAACAAAUGGGUUACGCUGCCAGACAAGAUUGAGGCGGAGAAGAAGACGCUAGCUGCACGCCAGGAUGCCAUGACCGAGGCACGUAGCAAGACUUACGACCUGAACGAUCGACAAGACACUUUGACUCUGGACCGGGCAAAGGCAGUUUUGCGGCACAAGGCGCAGGUGGACGUCAUCCGUGAAGCGCAUCAGGCGGUCGUUGAAGUCCAAGUGCGCCUGAUCGAGGCUAAGUCGGAUAUCGAGGGUCUCAAGAACAAGAAUGCAGACAUCACGCGGAUGUUGGACGAAGAACAGCAACGGCUCAGCGAGAUCGAGCAGGAGCUCACCCGCCUGAAAAAGCUCGCCACCGAUGCACUCGUCGUGGUCAAGAACAUCUUCGAGGAGAAUUCUGACCGCCGACAAGAGCUCGAACAGAUCGCGGAGGGCAAGACGGUCGAGGACAUCAACAACGAGAUCGAGUCGGAGAAGUCCAAGCUCGAGUUCAUCCACGCCUCGAACCCCAAUGUUCUACAGGAGUUUGAACGGCGUGGGCGAGAGAUUGAGAAACUGAGGCGGCAAAAGGGCGCGCAGGAGCGCGACCUUGAUAUCAUGAACACUCGCAUCAGGGAUAUCCGGGAGCAAUGGGAGCCCCGGCUAGACGACCUAGUCAACCGCAUUAACGAUGCGUUCAGCUACAACUUUGAGCAGAUCAGCUGUGCUGGCGAAGUCAGCGUCCACAAGGAUGAGGACUUUGACAAGUGGGCCAUCGAGAUCAAAGUCAAGUUCCGUGAGAACGAGGCUCUGCAGAAGCUGGAUCAGCACCGGCAGUCGGGCGGCGAACGUGCCGUCUCGACCAUCUUCUACCUCAUGUCUCUCCAGUCCAUGGCGCAGGCCCCCUUCCGCGUCGUCGACGAGAUCAACCAGGGCAUGGACCCGCGCAACGAGCGCAUGGUGCACGAGCGCAUGGUCGAGAUUGCCUGCCGCGAGCACACGUCGCAGUACUUCCUCAUCACGCCCAAGCUCCUCCCCGGCCUGCGGUACGACGAGAAGAUGAGGGUCUUGUGCAUCGCCAGCGGCGAGCACAUGCCGGGAGAGGGCAAGAAGCUCGACUUUGGCCGUGAGUUUCCAAACCCUGGGCCAAUUCCCCCGGAAGUCCUAUACCCCACCCGCAAAACAUAUCCCGAUGAUGAAGCUCGCAUGUUGAUGGAGCGGGACAGGGCCGCCAGAGAUGACUUGAGGGUAGUCGACUUGAUCACCUCGAUCACCCCGGGCAUCCAUGCGCCACAUACAUGGGGGUUCGCGAUUUAUCGCGCUGUUUUUGGUCCCGGCUCCGAUGAGCGGUUUUCCAAUGGAAUAAAACGUUUCGAGGCCUGGCUUCGAUGGAAAAUACGCAUGGACCGCUAUCUGAACGACGGAACGCCAAUGUUGUGGGAACACCAUCCUCGGUGGAUGCCUCGGGAAGGUGACCGCGAUGUGACGGAUGAUAUCGCCGAGAGGCUCUGGAAUGAGGUCAUCCAGGACUAUCCAGGCCAGGAGUCUAUCUGUUCGGCCAAUGGAGAAGACGACAAGGAAGGCACGGAGGACUUCACGGCCGUCGGCAAGGCAUUCGUCGAGCACGUUGCGUCUUUGCAAGUCGACACAACGCGGGUCAACACCCGGUAUGACCACUGUCUCAUCAUUGAUGAAACUGCUUUGCAGACCAUCGAACGUCUCCCUGAAGAGGUGUACCCGGUGAUUCCGCCAGCUGAGAAUCGGGAGCAGCUUUCUGCUAUCAGGAAUACGCUAUACAAUGACACCUGGGUCUGGGUCCUUGAUCGCAAAACGAUGCAGGACCGGCUGGACGGCAAGAAAACGCGCUACCCCAUUUGGAUCCGCCUGAGACUUGCCUUGGUGUAUCUUAUUUGGUUCCACAGACCUCUAAAGCUUAUUCCGUGGGAAUGGGGUGAACAUGUCGUAGAGGAGGACAGGCACAAAUGGGAUAGUGUUUUUUGGUGGAAUCCAACUGCGAAAACGGCCAACAUGGUGAUGAGGAGUUUUCGUGAGAGGGCGGUCGACGAUGCAGAUGAGGAGAGAACAGUUUGA